This is a messenger RNA of Porites lobata, 2380 nucleotides long. The record is from the annotation of a GenBank genome assembly. NCBI's taxonomy places the organism in Eukaryota, Metazoa, Cnidaria, Anthozoa, Scleractinia, Poritidae.
AUGGAAGAUUCAAGUAUUUGUUGUGAGAAAAAGUUCCAGGACGUCGACAGCGACGAUUGUGAGGAAACUUGGCAAUGUAGUUCGUCAGUCGAGCAGUCUUUUCUUGAUUUAGAACCCAUCAGUGAAGCUAAACAAUCUUCGUUUUGCGUUGAACUGAUGAAGCGACUCAACAUGCAGCGACAACAGUCCUAUUUCUGCAACAUAACCUUAAUAGCGAAAGAAGGGAACGAAUUUAUGGCCCAUAGAAAUGUUCUAUCGGCUGCGAGUCCGUUUUUUUCAAAGCUUCUUCAGAGCGAGAUGAAAGAGAAAGAGGAAGGAGUCAUUCGGUUCGAGGAGAUUUCCAAAUCGGUCCUCUCAGAUGUUUUGGAGUUCAUCUACACAGGAAGUGUCAAGAUAAAUAAAAAGAAUGCCAGGGACCUGAUAAUCGCAGCCGACUAUUUACUGCUUAAGUCUUUGAAAAUCAUCGCCGGGCGAUUUCUAGAGGAGCAAAUGUCUACCAACAAUUGCAUUUCAACUUUUCACUUUGCGGACAGAUAUCGUUGUGAUGAACUUGUUCUUCGUAGUACAAAGUUCAUUCAAGACAACUUCACUUCCGUAGCAAAGUCAGACGAAUUUUUAAACUUGGAUGCUGAAGAAGUUGAAAAGUGGAUUUCAAGCGAGAAUAUUUUGGUUGCAGCUGAAGAAGAUGUGUUCAGAAUCAUUCUUAACUGGAUCGAGCAAAAUAAACGCGAGCGAAAGGACAAGUUUGAGCAGCUAUUUCGUCAUGUUCGACUGGUCUUGCUUUCGCGUGACUCUCUAUUCUCUGAUGUCGUGACAAAUGAACUGGUUACAGAACAUUUUUCUAUUUUGAGGCGGGUCACGGAUGCCAUUAAGUCAGUUAGUGCUGCAACUGAGGAUGCUCAAAUUCAACCGGCGAGAAGAAGGCUUGAAACACACGCCAUUGUAGUACGUGGAGGGAAAACAACUUACUGUUACCUUCCCGAGAAAGAUAAAUGGAAGCGACUAGCAGACGGAUUAUCUGAAGACCGAGACCACACUACACAGUUAAUACCCGGCAUGUGCAAUCGAUAAAACCGAUAAUCGAUAACAUUCGAUAACAAUCGAUAAAAAUUAGUAAAUUGUAUCGGAAAUCGAUUAAAAUCGAUAAAAGGACACGUUGUGAGUAAUCGAUAAUUAUCGAUUUUUAAAUUAAUGUUAUCGAUUUUAUCGAAUUUCUAAAAUGUAUCAAAUCUUCCAUAAAAACACUCUUACGAUUCAAUGAAUCAAGUAGGACGAAUUUAAAGAUUUAUUUAACAAAUCGAUAAUUGAAUGAAUACUGAUAAUCAAAUAAUAUUAACACGAUUCCCUGGCAUGAUUCAACGGGGAAACGCAACAUAACAUAACCGCUUUUUGUAUUUACUCAGAAACUGUUCAAGCUAAAUGUCGAAUGACAUCCUACAAAUACAUGUACUACGGCACGGUGAAGCUGCGUAGUUGUAAUGCUAGACAUUGUCUCCAGUAAAUGUUUUGUCAGCAAAACCCCGCCCGCCGCAAAAAUCAUACUACAAAUCAGAGCUAAAAUCAUUCUAUAAAUAAGUAAAACGAAGUAAAUGAUGAACUCCGCAACUAAAGCAGAAGAGAGGUAAUGAAACAAAAAUAACUGAUAUAUUAUAUUAAAUUAAAACGCUGUCCACAUAGAAGCAGUUUUAUUUUGUAUGGUUUUUGAUACUCCGUUAACAUCGAUUACUCGAUAAAAUCGAUAUCGUUAAAUACGCGGAAGACUGUGAGUAUCGAUUUCUAUCGAUUGAUCGAUAAAAUCGAUAUCGAUUAAUUAAAAAUUAUCGAUUGAUAUCGAUUUAUCGAACGGUUUUCCGAUAUCGGUUUUUAUCGAUUGGUCAUACCGGGGUUAAUAAAAUUCCGUGAUCAGCUGUAUAGCUUUCCUCGGAGUAGAUCUGCUGAGACAGAAAGGUAUGAUCCCGCUCUCAACAGUUGGACCACUUUAAAGUUAUCCCCUCCUUUUGAGAAACUCUCGUUGGCUGCCCUUAAUGGGAAAAUUCAUGCUAUAUACCGUCCUUAUCGAUCCGCUCCUGUGAUUAAAAGAUAUGAUAUAGAGUCGUGCGCCUGGGAGACUGUGAUAUCUUCUCAGGACUUCCAUUACAGUGAUGACUCUUGUGUUGUUGCUCUUGGCAACUGUCUGUAUGUUCUUGGUGGUGGAUAUAGUGAUAAGCUGGCAAGUUUGACACUGCGGAAGGAAAAUGGGAGGAAAUUGCAUCUAUGCAAACUAGGAAGAGCGGUGCCUUUGGUGUGGCUACUCAAGGGAAGAUUUUUGUUUGUCGUUCGGUCGAUGGAUGUGAAGUGUAUGAGGUUCCCACAAAUGAAUGGCAAACCAUUGCAAGUUUGA